Messenger RNA from Hipposideros armiger (great roundleaf bat), 7360 nucleotides. Its product is annotated as KIAA0232 ortholog. NCBI's taxonomy places the organism in Eukaryota, Metazoa, Chordata, Mammalia, Chiroptera, Hipposideridae. The transcript is spliced from 12 exons. The record is from RefSeq and is a predicted model, not a curated record. Bases 758 to 5020 code for a protein of 1420 amino acids.
UAACGGAGCGGAGCGGCCGCGGCGCGCCGCCUCCCGCCCUCCGCGAGUGGCGCCGGAGCCGCCGCCGCUUUACGUAAGGCGCAGGCCAGGGCCGCCCGGCGCUCGGCAGCCGCUCGGAGCCCUCGGAGCGAGAGGAGGCGCCGCCGCCGGCCGUCGCGCCGCUCGGCAGACAGCCCCUGAAAGAAGCCACCUUCUCUCAGGGUAUCAUCUUCACUUUCCAAAUGGUGAAGCUGUGACUCAGCGGACUCAAGAAAGUUCCCUGAGGUUCCAGAUGCUACACGGCUGAGCAGAAGCCCAGGUGUCUGUCCUCACAGCCUGAAGUCCAUGUUCUUUCCCUGCCCUCGUCCUAGAGACGAAAGGAAUCCGUGGUCAAGUUGGGCCACCUUAGAGCAGAAAGUAAUUCUCAGAAAGACAAGCUGGGUGCAGGCCGUUGCUGCGAAUGCGUCUUUCGUCAUCUCCCUGGAGGCCUGGACAGCCCUGCCGGGUUCUGCCCGAGACUUACAUUUGGCCUCAAUGUGCAAUUAAAGCAGGAAGUCGCACCUCCAUGUGUGUUGCUGUCAUGAUGCUGAUUCAUUCACUGGCCGUGCCUGAGGAGGGAAAUGCUGCUCUAGACGGAUGACGGCCAGCACAGCUCCAUGCUUCUCCUAGAUGCCCAGCUUCUCUCCUUCUCACUGGAGUGAAAAAUCCCCUCCAGAUACAACACAACAUCCGCUCCAGAAAAUGCUUCGCCUUCUAAGGAUGUCAGCAACCUAAAUUCAUGCGCCCUGUCUGUCCAGUUGUUGUGGGUGGUUUACCAUCUGAAGGCUCCUCCAGCUCUGACCCAGACCCGGGAUCUGUUUCUGAAAUGUCUCUGCUUCAUGCUUUGGGUCCAGUGCAGACCUGGCUGGGACAAGAGCUAGAGAAAUGUGGCAUCGAUGCCAUGAUUUACACUCGUUACGUCCUCAGUCUGCUGCUGCAUGACAGCUGCGACUACGACCUGCAGGAACAGGAGAAUGACAUCUUCCUGGGCUGGGAAAAAGGAGCUUAUAAGAAAUGGGGAAAGAGUAAGAAAAAGUGCUCAGAUCUAACUCUAGAAGAAAUGAAAAAACAGGCUGCUGUCCAGUGUCUUCGAUCUGCUUCUGAUGAAAGCUCUGGCAUUGAGACGUUAGUGGAGGAGCUGUGCUCCCGACUGAAGGACCUUCAGAGCAAGCAAGAAGAGAAGAUUCACAAAAAGUUAGAGGGGUCCCCCUCUCCAGAAGCAGAAUUAUCCCCGACAGCAAAGGAUCAAGUGGAAAUGUACUACGAAGCAUUCCCGCCCCUUUCGGAGAAACCAGUUUGCCUGCAGGAGACCAUGACCGUGUGGAACAAGUCCAAAGCCUGUUCUUACUCCAGCUCGUCGUCGUCAUCCACAGCGCCCCCCGCGAGCACAGACACAUCCUCCCCCAAGGACUGCAACAGCGAAGGCGAGGUCGGCAAGGAGCGAAGUGGCGACAUGUCCACCACCACACACGAGAAAGCCCAGAGUAGAAGUCACAAAGAGAAGGAGAGCAAAUUCAGCAACGGCACAAGUGAAGAAAAGCCUGCCCUGUACAAAAAGCAAAUCCGACACAAAGCCGAAGGGAAGGUUCGCCCUCGCUCCUGGUCCUCUGGCUCCAGUGAAGCAGGCUCCAGCUCAAGCGGCAAUCAGGGGGAGUCAAAGGCACCCCUGAAGUGUGUGCAGGCGAGACACAAGACACGCGAAAUCCGGAACAGGAAGGGGCGGAACGGGCAGAGCAGGCUUUCACUGAAGCAUGGCGAAAGGGCCGAGCGCCACGCUCACGCCGGGAGCAGCAGCAGCGGCAGCAGCAGUUCUGUCGGUCAGCUGUGCAAGCGGGGUAAGCGCCCAUUCAAGGAGAUGGGAAGGAAGGAGGCUGGGCGCACUGAGGGGAGAGACCUGUACCCGGAGAGCAGGGCCGACACAGAGUACAAAGAGGAGCCGCUGUGGUACACCGAGCCCAUCACUGAGUAUUUCGUUCCUCUGAGCAGGAAAAGCAAGCUGGAGACCACGUACCGAAACAGACAAGACGCACGCGACCUGACGGCAGGGGCGGUGGAGGAAUUGUCUGAUUCCGUGCAUGGUCUUUGUAUCAGCAACAAUAAUAUUCAUAAAACAUACCUCGCAGCAGGUACUUUCAUUGAUGGUCAUUUUGUAGAAAUGCCUGCGGUUAUCAAUGAGGGGCUUGACCUUACUGGGACCUCACUCUGUUCUCUCCCGGAGGACAACAGCUACUUGGAUGAUAUUCAUCUGUCAGAAUUAACCCACUUCUAUGAAGUGGAUAUUGAUCAAUCCAUGUUGGAUCCUGGUGCCUCAGAAACGAUGCAAGGAGAAAGUCGGAUUUUGAAUAUGAUUCGACAAAAAAGCAAAGAGCAAACGGAUUUUGAGGCAGAAUGUUGCAUAGUGUUAGAUGGGGUGGAGUUGCAAGGGGAACGUGCAAUGUGGACGGAGUCUCCCAGCUCCGUGGGCGCCGAGGGCUUGUUCCUCCAGGGCCUCGGCAGCCUGGCUCAGUUCUGGGAGUGCUGUUCGUCCAGCUCUGGCGAUGCCGAUGGGGAGAGCUUUGGGGGAGAUUCUCCGAGCCGACUCUCGCCCCUCCUAGACAGCACGGCGCUCAACCCGCAUUUGCUCGCUGGCAAUCAAGAGCUCUUUUCAGAUAUUAAUGAAGGAUCUGGUAUAAACUCUUGUUUUUCAGUGUUUGAAGUGCAAUGCAGUAAUUCUGUUUUACCAUUUUCUUUUGAAACACUCAGCUUGGGAAAUGAAAAUACAGAUUCUAGUGCUAACGUGCUUGGGAAAACACAGUCUAGAUUGCUAAUAUGGACCAAAAAUAGUGCCUUUGAAGAAAAUGAACACUGUUCUAAUCUUUCAACAAGAACUUGUAGCCCGUGGUCCCAUUCAGAAGAAACGCGUUCGGAUAACGAGACAUUAAGUAUUCAGUUUGAAGAACCCACGCAGUUUAAUGCAGAAGAUAUUAAUUAUGUAGUUCCUAGAGUCUCGUCAAAUUAUGUAGAUGAAGAACUUCUAGAUUUUUUGCAAGAUGAAACUUGCCAGCAAAACAGUAGAACUUUAGGAGAAAUUCCUGCGUUAGUUUUCAAAAAAAAAUCUAAACUAGAAUCUGUCUGUGGUAUUCCGCUUGAACAAAAAACAGAAAACAAAACCUUUGAAACUACACAAGCGUGUCGUGAAAGCAGCCCGCACGGAGAUGGCUACAGCUCAGGGGUUAUUAAAGACAUUUGGACAAAGAUGGCAGAUGGAAAUUCUGUAGUGAUGGGAGACGUAGAAAGAGUCGAUGAUGAGUUGUUUUCACCAGAUGUAAAUAACUACUGCUGCUGUCUGGAUGCCGAAGCGCAAAUGGAGCCCCUCCAGGAGCCCAGCAAGGCAGUGCAGAGGUCAGAGUAUCAUCUGUGGGAGGGGCGUAAGGAGAACCUGGAGAAACGGGCUUUUGUUUCCGGUGAGCCCUCAAAGGUGGACGGUGGUGAUUAUACUACACCCUCUAAGCCUUGGGAUGUGGCCCAGGAGAAGGAGAACGCCUUCAUUCUUGGAGGUGUUUACGGAGAACUCAAGAGCUUCAGUAGCGAUGGGGAAUGGGCCGUUGUCCCGCCCAGUCACACAAAAGGAAGUUUGUUACAGUGUGCGGCUUCUGACGUGGUGACGAUAGCUGGGACAGAUGUCUUCAUGACCCCAGGAAACAGCUUUGCCCCUGGUCACAGGCAGUUAUGGAAACCCUUUGUGUCAUUUGAACAGAAUGACCAGCCGAAGAGUGGGGAAAAUGGGUUAAAUAAGGGAUUUUCUUUUAUCUUCCAUGAAGACUUAUUAGGAGCGUGUGGUAACUUUCAAGUUGAAGACCCUGGGCUUGAAUAUUCAUUCUCUUCCUUUGACUUACGCAAUCCAUUUUCCCAAGUUCUUCACGUAGAAUGUUCAUUUGAACCCGAAGGGAUUGCAUCCUUCAGCCCUAGUUUUAAACCGAAAUCGAUCCUCUGCUCUGAUUCAGACAGUGAAGUUUUUCACCCCAGGAUAUGUGGCGUUGACAGGACACAGUACAGGGCGAUUCGGAUCUCUCCUAGGACUCACUUUCGCCCAAUUUCUGCCUCUGAACUGUCCCCAGGAGGAGGAAGCGAGUCGGAGUUCGAGUCUGAGAAAGAUGAAGCAAAUAUUCCCAUUCCUUCUCAAGUCGACGCAUUUGAAGAUCCACAGGCAGAUCUCAAACCACUGGAAGAAGAUGCCGAGAAAGAAGGCCAUUACUAUGGAAAAUCAGAGCUGGAGUCUGGAAAGUUCCUUCCCAGGUUAAAAAAAUCCGGGAUGGAGAAGAGCGCUCAGACAUCCCUGGAUUCCCAGGAGGAGUCCGCUGGGCUUCUGCCAGGUGGAAAGCAGGAUCAGUGUUUGGAAUGUAGCAUGAGCCAGUCUCUGGAAAUCAAUUUAGAAAGCUCAGAAGCAAAUUGUAAAAUAAUGGCACAAUGUGAGGAAGAAAUUAAUAAUUUUUGCAGUUGCAAAGCAGGUUGUCAGUUCCCUGCUUAUGAAGAUAAUCCAGUCUCUUCGGGUCAGCUGGAGGAGAUUGGGAAGAAAGAAAAAGAGGAAAGAAGCGAGAGUCUGCAUCAUACCACUACCAUGUUCCUUCACUUCCUAUUUCCUGUAUUGGAUACUGAUGUACAAGGAAUGACUAGAAGUCAAGAAAAACAGACCUGGUGGGAAAAAGCUUUGUACUCUCCUCUUUUUCCUGCAUCAGAGUGUGAAGAAUGUUAUACAAAUGCCAAGGGAGAGAAUGAUAUAGAAGAAUAUCCAGAUGCUAAAGAAAUACCCAGUAAUGAAGAGCGUCUGUUAGAUUUUAAUAGGGUGUCUUCUGUUUAUGAAGCGAGAUGUACAGGAGAGAGGAAUUCUGGAGCGAACGCAAACGGCUCCCGCAGAAUGCUGGGCUCCAGCGCCAGCUCGGGCUCCGAAGACACCGGCUCCGAGGGCGGCAGCGAGUGGGCAGACCCCGGCGAGGAGGAGCUCUUUUCUCGAACUCAUCUCUAACCCUGCAGUAGUACAAGUUCUUUUUAAAAACAAAAUGUGAUGGAAAUGUACCCUUUUGUGAGGCCUGUUCAUCUAAAACAACAAACUUAGGUUUCUUCUCAAUUAACUGAUUCAGAUCAGUAAAUAUCUUUCUCUUCUUGCUUAUUUUAGAGUUGAGGACAGCUAUCCUGUUGAAGAUUUUUUUCCCAAGCUGUUAAAUUCUUGGCUAUUUGAAAUAGACUAGAUUGUGUUGUCAAAUCAAGAAUGGGUGUGCAUGUGCUUGUCUUAGAAGUAUCACUGCUUUUUGCAUCUUAACUGCAGUCAUUUCCCUUCUAACUGCAGUCAGGUCAUAUUACCUGAUUAGCAUUGCAGUGUCAGCAACCACUUCCGCUAUGCAGAGACUUGAGCUUUGGAACACGUAGGCUUUGUUCUCUAGGAACUGGGAUACUUCCCCCUGCAGUGGAUCAGCGCCUUCCUGAAGGCGAGAGGGAAGCCGGGUGGCUCAUCCGAGGUCUUCAUUCAGUAAAAUCUCACGUGUGUCGGAAGUAGGACCCCCCAAGGGUGUGCGUUCAGAGACUUACAAAAUACUGUGUUUUCUAUCUUAGGAGUUUCCCCCUAAAGUAUCAUGGAAGAUACUAUGGUUUGUGACUUCACUGCUAACUGAAGAAGCCAAGGAUUUGGGGUGUGGAGGAGAAUAGGCUCGGUGCGGGGAGAGUGCACCCCCAGCCUGUUCUUAUGUUGCUGUUAUAUUUGCACCAAAACUCCUUUCAGGGUUAUUUGUGGCAACUCUUACAAUACUUAGUGAGGAUCUUAGUUGCAAAUUAGGGUUCUUCUGGUGACCCACAAUGAAUUGAAGCCCCUCAAACUCGAAAUUGUAAACAUUUGACAUGCAAUAAAGUCCACCUCAUCACCCCAAAGAAACCUUGGCUGCUGCAGCUAGCUGCUCUUGUGUUUGUGAUUUAGCCUAGCUUAGAUCUCAUUUUGUGCUUGAGAGAAUGUUCUGGGCAAGUUCUGUGUGUGGUGGGUUGGGGCGGGUAGUGAUGAUUUCUCCCACACCUGUGUGAUUGCCUCAUGGGACUCACUUCCCAGUUUAUUGGGACCCCAGGGGCCAGCGCAUCUUGUACAAGUCCUGUCCAUCCAUGACGAUCACCUCCUCAAGCUUGCACGCCGCGUGCAGCAGCUUGAAGUUCGGAGGAGCAAUAUUUGCAAAGCCUACACGUUGUAAAUUGUGUUUCUUUUUUAACCGACUCUCAUUUUUGAAAAAACACCUAAUGUGUGAAAUCAGUUUAGCAUGCCUGUGGCAUCAGGAACAGCAGGGGCCUAACAUGGACAAGACAGCUUCACCACUGAUUUUGGGCAGGCAGGUAACACCUCGAGCUCACCAGCUGGGAGCUGACCUGGCUGAGAAAUACGCGAUUUGCUUUGAGCGUUGGGUUUUGUUGCCUUUUUCUUAGUUGAUGACACAGAAAACUCCCCGAGGCUGUGGAGUUCUCCCGGGUUCUGUGCGUCUUCACUGUGAGAAACCUGAUGGACCGUUGGGUUGGAUCUCAUCACACGUCAGGGUUUGUUUUUAUACAGCACAGCUUUUGACACUUUAAAGUGGGUUUGUGUGCGUGUGUGUGUGUGUGUGUGUGUGUGUGUGUGUGUGUGUGGUGCGCGCGCACGUAUGUAAGAUUUUAUGUUGCUGUUAUUUAUUUACAGACUUUAUAAGGUUUUAUGUAUUUUUCUUUCUUCCGGAGCUUCCUAAAAAAUUGAUUAGCAUCUGCACUGAAAUAUAAUUUAACAGCAAAAGCAAAAAAGAAUUGGAAGGUGUAAAUUCCUAAAAUCACUACAGUGACGAUCAUCCUAGAAAUCGUUGCUAUGUAGCAGAGACCAAAUAAAUAUAUCUCAGACACAACCUUUAGCUCAGCUGACUUGGGACAGCUGCUUUUCAUCAAGCCAGGGCUCCAGGUGGUAGAAGCGCAGACUUCCUCUCACACUGGCGGGAAGAUAAGUGCACCUCCCACGGGGGAAUGGGGAUGGAUCACAGAUGGGCGAGGGGUUAACAGAUUAUGUAUUUAUUUGUUUUCAUAGCUAAGUGGCCGAGGCCCAGAGGCUUUUGGCGACAGAGUUGAAAGUGUGAUUUUUAGUUUUGUGAAUGGAUGAUCACAAAGAAAAAGCAUUUUUUAAAAAGUUGGCAAAACGCUGAACCGCACUGUGGUAUGAAGCGCAUUGCGUAUCCAUAGCACUCAAGUGUCAGUUUCCACUCCUAGGCUGAGAUUUUUUUUCCCGUGGUUGUAUUGUUCUGAUUUCACGUACACCAGAGUAACUGAUUUUUUGUUUUCUUGUGGAGUUAACACCAAAUAAAAAAUUUAAAAACCA